Messenger RNA from Didymosphaeria variabile, 1038 nucleotides. RefSeq lists its product as uncharacterized. The record is from RefSeq and is a predicted model, not a curated record. NCBI's taxonomy places the organism in Eukaryota, Fungi, Ascomycota, Dothideomycetes, Pleosporales, Didymosphaeriaceae. Bases 1 to 1038 code for a protein of 345 amino acids. Gene Ontology annotation, molecular function: dioxygenase activity. The transcript has a single exon.
AUGUCACUUCCCGUGAUCGACUUAUCCCCUUUCUUAGAUGCUUCGUCCACCUCGGAGGACCGCGCAAAAGUGGCGCGUUCCAUCAAUGAUGCCUGCACAGAAUUCGGCUUCUUCUACCUCACAGGCCACGGAAUUCCGCAAGCAAAGCUCGAGGAAGUCAUAUCCCUAGCGCGGCAAUUCUUCGCUUCGCCUCUAGAAGAGAAGAACAAAAUCAAAAGGCACGAUGCGGGCAGCCCUGAGGGUGGUGACGGUGCAAGAGGCUACCAAGGUAUGGGAGAAAACGUCACGCAAGGCAAGAAAGACAUGCACGAAGCGAUAGACCUCUAUCGAGAAUGGGACCAUACCCCAAAAGCCGAAGGAACAGGCGGACCAGGAACACGAAGUACACUCCAAGGAACCAAUCUAUGGCCUGGAGAGCCCAAAGAGCUGAAAUCUACGUAUCUGGAGUAUAUCGAUCAGCUGCAGUCCGUCGGAACAGCACUUGUGCACGCAAUGGGCCAAGCGCUCGAUCUCCCAUCCCCAGAUCUCAAGUCCACUGCAACCUCCGUGACGGAGGAUUCAGAAAUCUUCGUCCGCAACACCGCCCAAAGCUUCUGGGUCAUGCGUCUAAUCGGGUACCCCAAACUCGCUGCCCCAAUCUCUCCCGACGCAGACAUCACAUCCCUCUCCUGCGGUGAGCAUACAGAUUACGGCUGCGUGACGCUCCUUCUCGCGGACCCCACACCCGGUGCGCUCCAAGUCCUGCUCAAAGACGGAAAGACAUGGCUCAACGCCGAUCCUAUCCCGGGCGCUUUCGUGGUCAAUAUCGGAGAUAUGAUUGAGCGGUGGACCAAUGGGCUGUGGAAGAGCACGAGGCAUAGGGUAAUUCACCGUGGGGAAGGAUAUAGGGUGAGUGUGCCGUUCUUUUUUGAACCGAACUUCGAGAGCGUGGUGAGGCCACUUGAGCAUUGUGUGAGGAAAAGUGGAAGGGAGCCGAUACAUGAGGGCAGCACAUAUGGGGAACAUUUGCUGGGGAAGGUUUUCGGCAACUUUUAUUAG